Messenger RNA from Daphnia magna, 901 nucleotides. RefSeq names its product hepatic leukemia factor. Lineage: Eukaryota; Metazoa; Arthropoda; Branchiopoda; Diplostraca; Daphniidae. The record is from RefSeq and is a predicted model, not a curated record. Gene Ontology annotation, cellular component: nucleus. Gene Ontology annotation, biological process: regulation of transcription by RNA polymerase II. Gene Ontology annotation, molecular function: RNA polymerase II cis-regulatory region sequence-specific DNA binding; DNA-binding transcription factor activity, RNA polymerase II-specific.
AUGGAGACCAAGAAUUCGAUCUUGAACGCGUUACUGCAACAGGCAAUUUUUAACAGCCAAGGUGUCGGUGCUAAUGUUCCAGUUAACUUAAGUAUGUCGUUGAAUGACGAAAGAAGUGAGGUAACCAGCUCGUCAUCAUCUGUUGAAGAUGAAUCUCCCGCCGACCUGUCCAGCCGCAGUAAUCACCGUGACGAUUCCCCUCCUCCGCACUAUCAACAUCAUCCGGAUUCAUCACAGCUAAUGCACGCCAUGGCAGCGGCUUUCUCCUUCCAGCGGGAUUUGUUAGCGCAACAGCAAAACAAAUCUGAACAUCACCAACCAGAUAUUGCCAAUAGUUCUUUAUCGCCCUCACCUGAUCCUUCCCACCUGGUUGCAAAAGCCCUGGCUUCGGCCACGAUGAGAAGACCGAGGAGCGAGAAAAAACCUAUCCCAGAUGAUUUAAAAGAUGGCAAAUAUUUUGAGCGUCGACGUCGUAACAAUCUUGCAGCUAAGAGAUCAAGAGACAUGCGAAAAAACCGCGAGGACCAAGUAACGGUUCGAGCCAAUUUCCUUGAGAAGGAGAAUUCAGUCUUAAGAGCUCAAGUGGCCACACUGAGAGACGAAGCUUUCGCCUUGAAGCAAAUGUUAUUGCAUAAGCAGGCUUCCGCCAUUUUACGUAGUCAAGCUGCCACUAGUUGAACAAUUCUCUGUGGGGCGAAAGCAAGAAAAAUGUUCACGUUACGUUGUUUUACUUUUGUGUUAACCAAUUCAAAUCUUUCUUAUGUAUCACGAUUUCUCUUUCGGUUCAAUCAAACACGUCUUUUAUUUAUAAUUUCUUUUUGGGACGUGCCGCCUGCUAACAACCGACUAAAGCUUCACAGUGCCAAAAAUAAACGAGAUGAGAAUCUUUUUUUUCAACCGA